AUGAAGAAUGGUUUUGAAGAAUCUCAAUGCUUUUAUAGGCGUGACUCCCGGUACCUAAGAAAUGGGAGAAGAAUGCAGCUCCAAGAAGAUGGAGAAGUGACUGAUGAUGAUGAUCACACUGCAGCUGGACCAGUUAACAUGGUCCAAAUAAGUGGGGGAAUAAAAGAAGUUGAGGUCAAUGAAAAGGCGGUUGCUGAAGUGUGCCAGACUUAUUUGACCUACCGGAAGAAAUUACGAAAUCCUCAAGACCCUCAAAUGUCAGAAGUUCCACAAGUUUUGCUGGAGGAGGAGCAAGUGAAAUAUGAUGUGCUAGCUCAUCUAAAGAAAAUUCCAGCAUUGUUGAGUGUAUAUGAUGCAGUGAAAAUGUCUCCAGAGCUUCGAAAGUCUCUAAUAUAUGCCCUGUCCAAGCCAGAGGAUUUCCGCAAAGAAAUCGAGGGUAGAAAUCAAGAGAAGGCAACUACAUGCAUGGCCAUGGUAACCUUUGGUGACAAAGACAUGUGUGCUGAAAUGACAGACCAUAAUCAGCCUUUGUUUAUCACUGGGCUUAUCCAUGAUGUGAAAAUUUCUCGAAUUCUGGUUGAUGGAGGAUCUGCGAAUGAACAACGCCCAAUGGGGAAGAUUGAAUUGCGAACCAAGUUUAGGGAUAUUGAAGAAAGCACUGAGUUCUUGGUCAUUGAUGUAGACACCUCUUACAAUGCUUUGCUUGGGAGACCAUGGAUGCAUAAUCAUCAUACAGUGCCGUCAACUUAUCACCAAUGCAUUAAGUACCCGUUGCCUUCACCCAAAAAAGAGGGGACAAUUGUGGCUGACAAUGAUCCAUUUGGAGAAGUAGAGGCCUAUUAUGCUGAUGCUCGCUUCUAUACAAAGACUUCACAAAGAAAGGAAAAAGAUGUGAAAAAGUCUGAAGAUACUCCGAAUGUCAAAGACGUUCUAGAGUCUACUCCAGUUUCAACAAAAAGAACUUUUCGAUAUGUGCCAAAGUCCGAAAGGAAAUUAGGGGAAAAGGCUCUAGCCCCAAUAAAUCCAAUUUUGGAUCUCAAGGGUGAGUUCACGUUGCCAUUAAGGAAGACAGAAUGCACUUAUGUGGAGAAAUAUAAUAAAAUUGUGGUCCCUUCUAAAGGAAAAGGGUCGAAACCCAUCAUAUUCCACUCACUUGGAGAUGUUGAACAGAAAGUGAAAGUUGAACAAAUGCCAGAAGAAAACAUCUCGAGUUUUGAGAAGCCUACCUUCAGUGCAAAAAUUACACAGAUGUUGGUAAAAGUUGGUUUAGAUCCAGGAUUCAUUAGGGAAGUCCAAUAUCCAACCUGGCUAGCAAACAUAGUGCCGGUCAAGAAAAAGAAUGGUCAAAUAAGGGUCUGCAUUGAUUUCCGUGAUCUCAAUGAGGCUUGUCCUAAAGAUGACUUUCUCUUGCCCAUCACUGAGCUUCUUGUAGAUGCAACUACUGGGUAUGAAACCUUGUCUUUUAUGGAUGGAUAUUCAGGAUACAAUCAAAUCCGAAUAGCACCUGAAGAUGAAGAAAUGACUGCAUUCAGGACUUCGAGAGGAGUCUUUUACUAUAAGGUAAUGCCUUUUGGCCUGAAAAAUGCUGGGGCCACGUAUCAAAGGGCGAUGACUGUAAUUUUUGGUGAUAUGCUCCAUGACACCAUCGAAUGCUAUGUUGAUGAUCUUGUCGUCAAGACAAGGGAAAAGGAAAACCAUGUGGAAGAUUUGAGAAAAAUCUUCGAACAUUUAAGGAGGUACAAACUCAAGAUGAACCCACUAAAAUGUGCAUUUGGAGUUUCAUCAGGAAAAUUUCUUGGGUUUGUGGUUCAAAACAAAGGGAUUGAAAUUGACCCUACCAAGAUUAAAGCUAUUGCCGAAAUGCCUCCUCCACGAAAUUUAAGGGAAUUGAAGGGGCUACAAGGGAGAUUGGCCUAUAUCAGAAGAUUUAUUUCUAACUUGGCUGGUCGAUGUAUGCCAUUCUCAAGAUUGAUGAAAAAAGGUGUUCCAUUUGAAUGGGAUCAGCAGUGCCAAAAUGCUUUUAAUAGUAUUAAGGAGUAUCUUUUGAAGCCUCCAGUACUUAUGAGCCCAAUAAAAGGAAAACCACUUUUGUUGUACAUAACAGCAUUGGAUGGUUCGUUAGGGGCAUUGUUGGCACAACAUAAUGAGCAUAGGAAAGAAAAUGCCUUGUAUUACUUGAGUCGUACUUUGGUUGGGGCAGAGGUCAAUUACUCCCCUAUCGAAAAGACAUGUCUUGCCUUGGUGUUCGCCUUGCAAAAACUAAAGCACUAUGUCUUGGAACACGAAGUCAAGUUGAUAUCAAGAGCAGACCCCGUGAAAUAUAUACUUUCACGGCCCAUACUUUCAGGGAAAAUUGCAAAGUGGGCUGUAAUUCUCCAACAAUUCGCAAUUGAAUAUGUUCCCCAAAGAGCUGUAAAGGGGCAGGCUCUAGCAGAUUUUUGGGCAGCACAUCCUAUACCUGAUGACUCACCUCUAGUAACUGAUUUACCAGAUGAAGAAGUUAUGCAAGUAGAAAUUCAGAAAGGAUGGGAGAUGUAUUUUGAUGGAGCUUCAAGGAGUCCAGAUGGCAAAAAGCAAGAAAAUCCUAAAAACAAUAAAGUUGGAAUUGGAAUUGUGUUUGUGACUCCAGACAAUGCUAUAAUCACCCAUUCUUUCGCCUUAAGUGAAGGAUGCUCCGAUAAUGAGGCAGAAUAUGAAGCUGUAAUUGCUGGAUUAGAAUUGGCAUUACAAAUUCCUAUUGAUGAACUCUCAAUGUAUGGAGAUUCGGAACUGGUGGUAAAGCAACUCCGUGGAGAAUACAUUGUUAAGAAAACAAGUCUCAUCCCGUAUCAUGAAAGGGCUGAUCAAUUGCUUUCGCAAUUCAGGAAAACACAUAUUUUUCAUGUGAAGAGAAGAACAAAUGCUCGAGCUGAUUCACUUGCAAGUUUGGCUGCAUCACUCACCCUACCAGAUAGCAAAACAAUUACUAUCACGGUAGGUGAAAGAAGGGUGUUACAACCUUUAAAAGAGGUUUCUGACUUGGUUCCAAUCUUGGUCGUCACCAUGAAAGGAGAAAACGAGGAGGAUUGGCGGGAACCAUUCAUAGCUUACCUCCAACAUGGUAGGCUACCUGAAGAUAAAGUAAAAAGAAUUGAAGUGAAACGCAGGGCUACCAAAUUCGUCCUGUGGAAAGAUGGAACGUUAUACAAAAGGUCUUUGGAUGGAAUGUUCAUGCGGUGUAUAGCCAAGAAGUGUAUUCAAGAGUUCAGAGUAUCCAGAGAAUUGGUACAGAAUAGCUAG
Messenger RNA from Camellia sinensis, 3279 nucleotides. Lineage: Eukaryota; Viridiplantae; Streptophyta; Magnoliopsida; Ericales; Theaceae. The record is from RefSeq and is a predicted model, not a curated record.